AUGCAAAUAUACGCGCCCACGUCACGCCCCAGCCUCGUCCAGGCCAAUGGGCUCACAGAGAGCCACCCACGGGUAUUUAGGGGGCUGCGGGGGGUCCAGGCCCCCUGGGGGUGCUGGGCUUUUACCCCCCUUUCCCCUCUCAGUUACAGAUACUGCAAGAACAAACCGUACCCCAAGUCCCGCUUCUGCCGGGGGGUCCCUGAUCCCAAAAUCCGCAUCUUCGACUUGGGCCGGAAGAAGGCCAAGGUGGACGAGUUCCCGCUGUGCGGCCACAUGGUGUCGGACGAGUACGAGCAGCUCAGCUCCGAGGCGCUGGAGGCCGCCCGCAUCUGCGCCAACAAGUACAUGGUGAAGAGCUGCGGCAAGGACGGCUUCCACAUCCGCGUGCGCCUGCACCCCUUCCACGUCAUCCGCAUCAACAAGAUGCUCUCGUGCGCCGGCGCCGACAGGCUGCAGACCGGCAUGCGCGGCGCCUUCGGCAAGCCGCAGGGCACCGUGGCCCGCGUGCACAUCGGCCAGGUCAUCAUGUCGAUCCGCACCAAGGCGCAGAACAAGGAGCACGUGGUGGAGGCUCUGCGCAGGGCCAAGUUCAAGUUCCCCGGGCGCCAGAAGAUCCACAUCUCCAAGAAGUGGGGCUUCACCAAGUUCAACGCGGACGCCUUCGAGGACAUGGUGGCGCAGCGGCGCCUCAUCCCCGACGGCUGCGGCGUCAAGUACGUGCCCAGCCGCGGGCCCCUCGACCGCUGGCGCGCGCUGCACGCCGCCUGACCCCCGGGGGGCUGGGG
Molecule: messenger RNA, 785 nt
Organism: Nothoprocta perdicaria
Lineage: Eukaryota; Metazoa; Chordata; Aves; Tinamiformes; Tinamidae
Product: 60S ribosomal protein L10
Exons: 6
Coding region: 1-768 (255 amino acids)
Biological process (GO): ribosomal large subunit assembly; translation
Cellular component (GO): cytosolic large ribosomal subunit; ribosome
Molecular function (GO): structural constituent of ribosome
Source: RefSeq, a predicted model, not a curated record